AUGCAAUAUAACCUCUACGACCCGGAUAGCCGCGUCGGCAAGGCGAUCAGCCAGUUCAAACAGGACACUAAGUAUGCCACCAAGCUGAACGCUCUGGUCGGAUCUUCGAAUUACCUCUCCUGGCAUGCGAAUAUGAAGGCCAAGCUAAUUGACGCUCAAUGCUGGGUUAUAUUGGAGGACAAGCAAGUCAAAAGCCCUGAUGAGGACCCCGAAUGGGCUCCUUUUUGGGAGGCCAAAAAUCGCUGGCUUUACGCAUUCAUUUCGAACGCAUUGGCAGCCAGCAUUAGGCCCCGUUUUAAUAAGUAUGAUGAGGGCAGGAUUGCUUAUUCCCUUUGGCGCGUGGUUGAGGAGGAGUUCUCCAUCCCAAGAACACAGCUCUGCAGGGAAGCAGUCCUGGCAUUUACAUCAAUGGGUGGUGUCCAAGUCACUGACGUACACACGUUUUUCGAUAAGUUCAAUGACAUUAUUAUGAAAUUGGAAAUACUCAAUAUUUUACUGCCAAAUGACGUGGUAUUCCACGUGUUCUAUUCUGCACUUCCCAAUAUAUGGCGAAACUACGUGCAAAAGAAAAUCGAGGAGGUACAAGAGUCCAAAUUGAAGUCUGUCGUGUUGGACGCCGCCCAGGCGGCUAAUUCUUCGGCCAACGUGGCUCAGGCUGAAAACGCGGCUGCGGGUUCCAAUAAUAGCAGCAACGUCCAAAAUAAUUCGGUCCGUGGGGGCCGACCCAGGGGACGCGGAGGCUAUCAAAUGGGCGGACAUUCAAAUUCUGACCUCCCAAUCUGCCCGGAAUGCGAGCAUCGUCAUGGCGGGCUCUGCUGGGCAGCCAAUCCAGAUAGUGCCCCUGAAGAAUGGAGGACCACCAACACAGUGAGAAUAGGGAAAUAUAAUAAUAAGAAGAGUAGUGAGGGCAAAAAGACCUCAUCAACUGCAAAUGGCAGCUCUGAGAUGUUUCAAAUGAUGAAUCUAGUGCAGGUCAUUGAGGUUAGUGGCCCUAUGAUUCAAGUGGCCAAUAAGGCUACUUUGAAGGUUCAAGGGAUCAGAGUCACCUCCAUCCCAGUCAGGGAAAGAUUAAUUGAAUUUGACCAUGUCUAUUUGAUGCCAGGCUUAUCUGCCAACCUCAUAUCCACUGGCCUAUUGAAGUGCCAGGGCUAUAUUCACCAUGAUCUGCAGAUGGACAUCAGAAAUUACUUUGAGAUAAUAGCAUCUACAGAAAAUGACAUCUUCUACAUGAAUUUAAAUUCCAAUAAUAUAUAUGUUCUAUCUGACACCCUCUCUAUGUUUGGGGGUAUUAUGAACAAUCUGGAGCUUGGACCACUGGCAUACUUGAUGAUUCUGAAGCCCAGGGUGAUUUCAACAGAUUAUGAUCUGAACACUGCAUCACUGGGUCUUUUCAACUGUGAUGAUGUGGAGCAGCUAAUUAAUCUGAAGGAUCUGGAUAUCAAUAUCUUCAUUUUGUCCCCACCAAUCUGA
This is a messenger RNA of Paracoccidioides brasiliensis Pb18, 1470 nucleotides long. RefSeq lists its product as uncharacterized. Bases 1 to 1470 code for a protein of 489 amino acids. The transcript is spliced from 3 exons. The record is from RefSeq and is a predicted model, not a curated record.